UCAAUUUCAAGAUUUAUUUUUAUACAAAUAAAUCAUCCCUUAGCUAUAGGACUAAUGCUAUUAAUUCAAACUUUGCAAAUUUGUAUAAUAACAGGAUUAAUAGCUAAAAGAUUCUGAUUUUCUUAUAUUUUAUUUUUAAUUUUUCUUGUGGGAAUAUUGGUUUUAUUUAUUUAUGUUACAUCCCUAGCUUCAAAUGAAAUAUUCUCAUUUUCAAUAAAAUUAACAACUAUUUGUAUAAUAAUUUUUAUUUUAUUUAUAAUUUUAAGAUUAAUAUUAGAUAAAUCAUUACUUUUAAUCUUUCUAGAAAAUAAUGAAAUAACAAGUAUAAAUAAUAUUAACUUAUUUAUAGAAGAAAAUUCAUUAAAUCUUAAUGAAUUAUAUAAUUAUCCAACAAAUUUAAUUACAGUUUUAUUAAUAAAUUAUUUAUUAAUUACAUUAAUUGCAGUAGUAAAAAUUACAAAAUUAUUCUAUGGACCUUUACGAUUAAUAAACUAAUGAAUAAACCUUUACGAACCCAACAUCCUUUAUUUAAAAUUGCUAAUAAUGCAUUAGUAGAUUUACCUGCCUGCACCUACUAAUAUUUCAGCUUGAUGAAAUUUUGGUUCACUUCUUGGAUUAUGUUUAAUAAUUCAAAUUUUAACGGGAUUAUUUUUCGCUAUACAUUAUACAGCAGAUAUUAAUUUAGCAUUUAACAGUGUUAAUCACAUCUGUCGAGAUGUAAAUUACGGUUGAUUAUUACGAACUUUACAUGCCAACGGUGCAUCCUUUUUCUUUAUUUGUAUUUAUUUACAUGUAGGACGAGGUAUCUACUAAGGAUCGUAUUUAUUUACUGCAACAUGAUAAGUAGGAGUACUAAUUUUAUUCUUAGUUAUAGCAACAGCUUUCAUAGGAUAUGUAUUACCAUGAGGACAAAUAUCUUUUUGAGGAGCAACAGUUAUUACAAAUUUAUUAUCAGCAAUUCCUUA
This is a messenger RNA of Rhagoletis pomonella (apple maggot), 965 nucleotides long. Its product is annotated as NADH-ubiquinone oxidoreductase chain 6-like. The transcript has a single exon. The annotation marks the transcript as partial. Gene Ontology annotation, cellular component: mitochondrion. Lineage: Eukaryota; Metazoa; Arthropoda; Insecta; Diptera; Tephritidae. The record is from RefSeq and is a predicted model, not a curated record.